GACCACUUACCUGCUAUGUGGAUUCAAGAUCAGCUUCUUCUCAAAUUGCAGGACUUCCAGCAUCGUUCUGUGCAAUCUGUGAAAGAUUCUGGAGGCAGCUAUGGACGUAGCAGUGAUAGCAUAUGCAUCAUGACACCAGAUGGAAUGAGCGAGCCUAAUUGUUCCAGUCUAGAUAAUAGUGUUUCUGAAAAAUCUGAGGACCUACCACAAGAACACUUACCUGCUGUGUGUGCUCAGGAUAGUCUUCCCCUGAGAAUGCAGGACUUCCAGCUUUGCUCUGUGCUGGGUAAAGGGCAGUUUGGGAAAGUUCUGCUGGCCGAGCACAAGGAAACAACCAAGGUGUACGCCUUGAAAUUCAUAAAGAAAGUCAAGUUACAAUUACCACAUCAUUUCAACAACCUUCUGAGUGAGAAGCGGAUAUUCCAGACAGUGAGCAAUAGGCGGCACCCAUUCCUUGUUAACUUGUGUGGGUGUUUCCACACUCGAGAUCACGCCUGCUUCGUUAUGGAGUAUGCAGCCGGGGGCGACCUUCUCUCAUGCCUUGAUAACAACAACGGCCCAUUUCCAGAACCCAGAGCAGUGUUCUAUUCUGCAUGUGUCGUCCUUGGACUUCAGUAUUUACACGAACAAAAUAUCAUCCACAGGGAUCUGAAGGUUGAAAAUAUUGUUCUGGACGAGAAGGGAUUUGCAAAGAUUACUGACUACGGUCUGUCUGUAGAAGGAGUCGGAUACGGAGAUAGACUCAUCGGCCUUUGUGGAACUCCUAAUUAUAUGGCUCCUGAAAUGGCCAAGCGCAUGGCAUAUACAAGAUCUGUGGACUGGUGGAGCUUCGGAGUGGUUAUUUACGUAAUGCUAACUAGAUACUUACCCUUUGAAGGCCGUGAUAUUGAGACGUUAUAUGCUAAUAUUGCCAAACGUAAACUGAAAAUACCAGCGUCAUUGUCUAGUAAAGCCACUUCAAUACUAAGUAGGUUACUGAGUAAAAACCAUGUGAAGCGUCUGGGAUCCAGCGAGAGAGAUGCAGAGGACGUGAAAGACCAUCCUUUUUUUCAACAUAUAGAUUGGAACGCAUUAUUAUUACAAAAUGUGACACCUCCAUUUGUGCCAACCAUCAACGGAGCCGAAGACGUCAGCAACUUUGAUGCAAUAUUCACCUCGGAAGCGCCUAUUAUAACUCCACCAGUAAGACGAAGAGUUCCACCGUUAUUAGAGAAGCAGACAUUUGAGGAUUUUUGUUGGAGGGCAGAUUGGAGUUAGUCUUGGUUGUGAUCCACAAUAAGAAUUACUGGAAGGAGAAUUAACAUUAAUAUUUUUUAUCCAACGAAAAUAUUUAUUGAACACUAAAGUAAGAAUUGCAACUAAAUUUCAAAUUUAAGGUGAAAAUAGACAAAAAAGAAACAUCCUCUAAGUCAGCUAUACUUUCAGUUUGACUACUUUGGCCUUAAAUUAAAAAAAUCACUUUGAUUAUUUUUUGCAAGUAACCCUCCAAAUUGUUGAAUUGUGA
Messenger RNA from Pelobates fuscus (common spadefoot toad), 1504 nucleotides. Its product is annotated as serine/threonine-protein kinase N2-like. Lineage: Eukaryota; Metazoa; Chordata; Amphibia; Anura; Pelobatidae. Gene Ontology annotation, molecular function: protein serine/threonine kinase activity; ATP binding. Gene Ontology annotation, biological process: protein phosphorylation. Gene Ontology annotation, cellular component: nucleus; cytoplasm. The transcript is spliced from 10 exons. The record is from RefSeq and is a predicted model, not a curated record. The coding region runs from base 16 to 1257 and encodes 413 amino acids.